CCACCACCCGAAGUCCCGAACCAAAUCUUCCUUCGCUGAUGGCGCCACUCCUCUACCAAGGGGUCCCCAAAACCUUCGCACCACCGAUUUCCCGCGCUCGCCACCGCCUCGCGCCCAGACCGCCCUCCGCCGCCACCUUCCUCCGCGGCCUGUUCCCUGCCCGCCCGCCGCCGGCGAAGGCCGAGCUCCUCCGCCUCAUCGCCGACCAGGGCCGCGGCCUCGAGACGCAGUCCGACCCCGCGCGCCUCGCCGACAUCGUCUCCUGCGUCGACGCGCUCGCCGCGGUAUCCCCCGGCGCGGACACCGUCUCCGACGCCGCCAAGCUCUCCGGAACCUGGCGCCUGCUCUGGACGACCGAGCAGGAGCAGCUCUUCAUCGUGCGCAACGCCCCCUUCUUCCGGACCGCCGCCGGCGACGUGCUCCAGGUCAUCGAUAUCCCCGGCGGCGCCCUCAACAACGUCAUCACGCUUCCGCCUUCGGGCGCGUUUGUCGUCAAUGGCGCCAUCGAGGUCCAGCCACCCCAGCGAGUCAAUUUUAGGUUCACACGCGCUAUACUGAGAGGAAGCAACUGGGAGGUACCUUUUCCACCAUUUGGGAAAGGAUGGUUUGACACCGUAUAUUUGGAUGAUGACAUACGGGUCGCCAAGGACAUAAGAGGGGACUAUUUAGUAGUUGAGCGGGCUCCAUAUUCUUGGGAUGGAUAGUGUCUGAAGUUCAAAGCUGACUAAAAGAACAUUUGGGGAACCUUGUGCUUUCCCAGCAUAGACUUCACAUUUUACUAUGCCAUUUCUUUUCCUGUACAUUGUUUUGUUCUACGGAUACUAUGUUGUAAGUCUGAUUCAUGCUGUACUCGCUGUAAGAUAUUCUCCAAAAAAAUUGAUAAAGGAAGUUGAUAUUGUCCGUAUAUGUUUUCCUAUGUGAAAGAACACCAACUUGCUCAAGUAUAUUAGCUGCUUUGACUUGAUGAUGCUGUGGAUCAGGCUCUAAAGUACUUUGAAUGAAUAAUGAAAUGGUAAAGAAGGAUCCACUACACUUCUACUUGUUGAACUUGGUAUUGCAUUGUUAUGGCCCAGCCAUGAUGGACUUAUGGACGAUUUCAGUUUAUUUUGAUAGUGUUACUUGCUUGUUGGCUUAGCUUAAAAGUAUUGGGCACAUCAUAGCUUUAAUUGGUGGUUUUGUGCAUGUGACGUAUGCUCUCAUGCCAUCAGGUCAAUAAAUACAAUCAUCUAUGUAAGGGUAGUAGCAGCAGCAUUGCUUUCUUGAAACCCAACUUUGCUUUGGGAAAAGUAGCAAAUCUAAUGUUGAAACAUAAGAUUCCGGAUCUGUAACCACUUACCAUUUGACAACUAAUUUAGGAGUGUGUCUCAGAUGCAAUUAUUUUUAUACUAUAUCUCUGCCAGUCAGGGGAUCAUACUGCCGGUCUUGGACUUCAUGUAAUCAUGUUCAAGUGUUGUACCUGUGGAGUCCAAUUGGCAUGUGCAGUGCAGUGGUGAGAGAAAUCGAUUUACCAUUUUUGUUUUUAUUUCCAUGAUGACUAACUUAUUUGGUCAUUUCUUUAUUUGUGAAGACUCUGCUCUGCAGAAGUAAUUUUUUGUGAGGUUUUCUGCUAUUCAUCAGAAGUCAGGGAAUAGGUCUGUUAUGCAAUGGAUCAAUUUAACAUCACUGCUAUAUGAUAUUUGAGGUCAGAUCAUCAGAAACUUCUGGUGCAAAAUGCUUCAAGUUUUCUCCUACUGUUGGACUGAACAACAACCUUUGUUUUCAACAGCUUAUUUCAAUUAUCUAGUCUGGCGUUCACCCUCUUGUACUAAUAAAGUGGGUUUUGUUGAUGCUGUUUCCGCAAUUGCAGGUUCUGAGUCGCAGUCGCACAGCAUUGGGAGGGUUUCGGAGGACAGGUUGGACCAUGACCCCCGGGCCAGGCUAUACAGUGUUGCAGCAUAUUCUGUACUGUGUAGUGCUCGGUAUUGUGCAGAAAGAGCUGGCCUACCAAGCCCUGCAGCCUGGAGCCAUAAGCCAUUUCAAUCAAAGAUUAGAAGACGACGGCGGGAUCAGACCUCUCCAUGGGCCUGCCCAAGUGCUAAUGUCCGGAUGAUCAACAACUCUGGUGUUCUAUGGAUAGUGAUACACAUUUUAUACUUCGACUCUACAUUGUAAUCACCCAGGUUAGCAUACGUUUCCACUUAAAAUAAUUGCAAAUACUGACAUGAUUACUCA
Panicum virgatum (switchgrass) is the source of this 2211-nucleotide messenger RNA. Its product is annotated as probable plastid-lipid-associated protein 11, chloroplastic. NCBI's taxonomy places the organism in Eukaryota, Viridiplantae, Streptophyta, Magnoliopsida, Poales, Poaceae. The transcript has 4 exons. The record is from RefSeq and is a predicted model, not a curated record. The coding region runs from base 39 to 704 and encodes 221 amino acids.